AUGGCAAGACCAGGUAAAAGAUGCGGAUCUCCGCUGGGAACAAGACUAGACGGCCGCUUGAUCGCGUUCAAGGAUAACAUCUGCACUCGUGAUCUGCCUACAACAUGCGCUUCGAAAAGCCUCGAGACCUUUACAAGCCCAUUCAACGCGACGGUCGUUGGGCAAUUGGAGAAAGCCGGAGCCAUUGUCGCUGGAAAGACCAACCUAGAUGAGUUUGGUAUGGGAUCGCAUUCAAUUCAUUCACAUUUCGGACCGGUCAAGAGCGCACGAUGCGGAGAUGCAGGCCACCUUUCGGCCGGAGGAAGUUCUGGCGGGAGCGCAGUUGCUGUCGCUACAGACCAAUGCUAUUCUGCGAUAGGGACGGACACUGGCGGAUCGGUCCGCCUUCCUGCUGCGUUUACAGGGAUAGUUGGAUUCAAGCCGUCCUACGGGCUGGUCUCUCGAUGGGGUGUUGUCGCAUACGCAAACUCACUGGACACAGUUGGGAUUCUUGCGAAGCGGACAUCAACAGUCAGGGAUGUCUUCGGCGUCCUGAACCAGCAUGACCCUCGGGACCCGACAAGCCUUCCUCCAUCGUCACGUUCUCGGAUAGCAUCGAAACUAGAUCUCUCCUCCCGGCCAGUCUCCCCUUCCCUCCGAAUCGGCGUUCCUCUCGAAUACAACAUAUGCGAACUCGCCCCUUCUGUGCGGCGGGCAUGGUAUCGCUCAUUAGAGCACAUGCGCCAGCAAGGACAUACCAUCCAUCCCGUCUCUCUUCCAAUGACAAAGUCAGCGUUGUCAGCAUACUAUAUACUCGCCCCCGCCGAGGCAUCCUCCAACCUGGCAAAAUACGAUGGCGUACGGUACGGUACGCAAACCGUCGGCCGCGACAGCGACGAGGACAAAUCAGAGAGCUACCUCUACGCGAAAACAAGAGGCAAAGGCUUCGGCUCCGAGGUCAAGCGACGGAUUAUGCUCGGCGCAUUCAGUCUCAGCGCCGACGCCAUCGACAACUACUUCCUCCAGGCCCAGCGCAUCCGACGCCUUGUCCGGCAUGACUUUGACGCCGUGUUCAGAGCGGAGCACCCUCUGCCUGCAUCUAGCACCGAACAGCAAAGCGAACAAGCUGGCGUCGAUGUCCUCAUCUGCCCGACUGCGCCUUCUCCGCCGCCGAGCAUAUCGGAUCUCACGGGCACUAGUGGAGCAAAGUCACCACUGGAUGCCUAUGUCAAUGAUGUCUUCACGGUGCCUGCGAGCUUGGCUGGUCUCCCAGCUAUAUCCGUUCCUGUAUCGGGGAGGAGCAACGGCGAGGGGCAUGCAGAAGGGGAUCUCGCGGGGAUUCAGGUAGUCGGCCAGUAUGGUGAUGAUGAGCUUGUUCUGAAAGUAGGAGAGCUGCUGGAAGGGUAUGGGAUAUAA
This is a messenger RNA of Aspergillus calidoustus, 1395 nucleotides long. The record is from the annotation of a GenBank genome assembly. NCBI's taxonomy places the organism in Eukaryota, Fungi, Ascomycota, Eurotiomycetes, Eurotiales, Aspergillaceae.